AUGGUCAAAGGCACGGCUGGGCGGGUGUCGAGCGAGGGGCAAGACAAACGAGUGAUAGCGGGCAAUGGACUUUCGCCGGCCGGGGACAGCUGGGCGGGCCGCAUCCCUUCCAGUUUACCCAGGCGAGUGAUGGAGACGAUCAUCAUACACGCGAUCACAGAUGAUCCGGCUGCUCGGAUGCUCUUUCUCGCUCAGCUAGGACCACAAUGGCACCAAGCAGCUCUUUCGGCCGUCUAUGGCCACCUCACCCUCGUCGACGACGACUCCAUCUUCCUCUUAGCAGGAGCCAGGGGCUUUACAGAGACAAGCCCUGCGUCGGGCCCGGGAGGGAUCAGCUGUCCCGUGAGGACACUCCUCCUGACCGACCGCGAUCGUCUGUUCGGUCCUUGCACGAGAAAAUACGCAGAGGCAGUCAGACACCUCACGGUACUGCCUGCAAGCCCUAAUCCAUCCUCUGAUGAAGAUGUCCAGCAAACAGUAGCUCGCCUGCCCUCGUCGCUAGAGGAGAAUACUCUCUUCCACCUGAUGUCUGCUCUCACGAACCUGCAAGUACUCGAAUGGAAGGCCAAGCGCACGCUGCCUCGCUCGAUGGGAGUCGUCAUCAAGGGCCUACGCAAGCUAGAGAGGAUCGUGGUCGACGGUCACGCGGAUCCGGGUGCCCCUUUGCUAGGCGAUAGCAGACGACGAUGGGACUGUCCACAGAUCCUGCAGCUCUCGUCCGACAAACUCACCCAGAUUGUCGUCUCUGAUCUCUCACUCGAGGGUGUACGGAAUCUGGGCCGUGCGAUUGCAGAUCUACCGGGUCUGCUGCACCUCAAAGUCAUCGCAUCGCCCUUUCUCGACGAUCAAUUCUUUACCGAUGUGGGCACAUACUCAAAACGUCUACAGACGUUCAAGAUCAUCAGAAUGUCAGGUACGAAGGUGACCGACAAGGGUCUCAAGUCCCUGCUCGAUGCUACCUUGUCGCUCACCCACCUCGAGCUGACCGAAUUUGAAGGCGAGGAAGAUCUGAUACUGCGCCACUCCACAGGCCGGCUGACGCGCAAGGCUUGGACACACUGUCAGCUGCCGGCAUCUAUGAUGUCCUUGGUCAUACGGUUCGCGGAAGAUGGACAUCAUCAUAGCUGGACACCAGAUCAUCUCGACUCGCUCGACGCGCUCUUUGGACCGACUCAACCUUCAUUGGGUGAAUUCGUGAUCGAGCGCGUCAUUCCCAUCGAAGCACUCACGUCAGGUCAACACGAAGAGAUACCUUGCGAGGAAGUCGUCAGGCCACGGGCAAUCCCCUCUGCGCUGGUUCAAGCACUCUCUAGAGAUACGCGAUCAAUCAGGACGCUCAUUCUCGACUUCUUCAGCUGCUCAUUCGAUCAGGCUAGAAUCAUCCUCGAGAGCUGCUCUGUCGCAACUCAUAUCUCGCUCAUGAUUGAUCUGCCCAUCGACAAGUUUAUUGCUCAAGCUCUGGGGCUGAGUAGCGACUUACGAGCCUUACGGCUCAGUGUCAGUCCCUCAGCAUUAUCACUGCUCCAGCUCAAGCCGACGACGACAACGCUUUGGACGACACACAUGCCGGCCACGCCUGCAGCUUCGCCGGAGCGCAAGCUUGCGCAAGCGAGCACAGAUCGGCUGAGCAAGAUGCCUGCGAUCGACACGCCUCCAACUUCGCCAUCUCGCGCUCUCAACGAUAUCAGCCACGCAAAGUCAGCCUCGCUCACUUCGCCCAUCAACAUCGAUAUCAUGCCGAGCCAGAAAGAUCUCAAGCGGAUCAAGAAGCGCGCUACCGAGCUCGAGAUGCUCGAGUGGUACGGCCGAGGCGGUAUGGGACGAUGGGUGUUUGUGACCACGACCGCAAAGGGCAAGCUCAAGAAGACAGAGAUUGUCACGGAGGCAGCCAACCUGCCCGUCGUCAUUGAGGAGCGCGGUUACACUCUGGAAGCAAGCCACGGUCUACCUUUGGCCGAUCAGCGAUAUGUCCUUUGCGAAAAGCUAGGCCUUUUCCGCGAAUCAAGCCUCGUGACCGAGGAAGCGGAAGAAGGAGAGGACACAGCCGAAGAGACAGAAGAGUGGCCUGCUCUCCCUGUAUCCAGCGCGAGUACGUCGACGGCGGUCGCAGCUGCACAGACGGCCAGGCGAUUUUCCUAUGCUGAGCAUCUGUCCGAUAAAGCAUCGCCUAGCGUCCUCUGGCCGUCGCCACUAUCGCCAAAGCAAUCCGCGCAGACGAUUGGGCGAGGCGCUGAGGUUACUCGUCCUGAUCAGACGCCUCGGCGCAACAGCGAGAGUGCGCUCAGCCCCAAUGCCGCAAAAUCGGAGCGGAAGAUAGUCUACAGUGCAAAACACGACUCGUCCCAUGCAACUGCACAAGGUCACACCGUCGUUGGCUGGUCCGUCAAAUCUCGCGGCGGCAAGAAACAUCGGAAGACGAAUAAAGAUGCCAAGCGCGACGCUCCCAGCAAGGAAGCUAAGCCGGCAGCAAAGCAAUAG
Messenger RNA from Mixia osmundae IAM 14324, 2478 nucleotides. RefSeq lists its product as uncharacterized. The transcript has 3 exons. Lineage: Eukaryota; Fungi; Basidiomycota; Mixiomycetes; Mixiales; Mixiaceae. The coding region runs from base 1 to 2478 and encodes 825 amino acids. The record is from RefSeq and is a predicted model, not a curated record.